This is a messenger RNA of Paramecium pentaurelia, 1144 nucleotides long. The record is from the annotation of a GenBank genome assembly. Lineage: Eukaryota; Ciliophora; Oligohymenophorea; Peniculida; Parameciidae.
AAUGGAUUAAAGGAGAGGCAGAUCAGGUAAAAAGAAAAAUAGUCCUGAGAAGAAUGAUGAAGCAUAAGAGGAAUUUGUUGUUAAAUCAAAAGGAAAACAAUAAAAGGGUACAAAGUAAACAGAAGAUAAUGAAGAAAAAAAGGGAGUUUAGAAAAUUGAGAAAUAAUAGAAUAUAAAAGAAGUAGAGAAAAAAGUAAAAUAAAUCAACCAAGCAGAAUAAAAAUAUGAAUUGGGAGAUGGGAAAUUUAGUACUCCAACAAUAAAAAUUUCUAGUUGGAAUAUUAAUGGGAUUAGAGCAGUAACAAAACAUGAAGAGGCUGUUUAAUAUUUAAGUGAUAAUAAAGUAAUUUAGUAUAUAAAAUUAAGUUUGAUGUAAUUUGUUUGAAUGAAUUGAAAGCUGAUUAGAUUGUAUUUGACAAAGAAAAUUUAGGCGCUAAAUUUGGAAAACACUAUUUUCUAUAUCUUAAUUUCUGUAAGUCUAAAGGUGGAUAUAGUGGAGUUGCUAUAGCUUCAAAGUAUUUAACAUUCUAUUAUUUAAUAGAGUUAAACCAAUUUCAGUAAAGUGUGAUAUUGGUGUUGAUAAACAUGAUCAAGAAGGAAGAACAUUGACAGCUGAAUUCGAAAAGUUUUAUUUAGUUUCAUGUUAUGUUCCUAAUGCUGGAUAAAAAUUAGAAAGACUUGACUAUAGAACCAAGGAAUGGGAUGUUGAUUUCUAAAACUAUCUAGAAGGACUUAGAAAGAAAAAACCUACCAUAUUAUGUGGUGAUCUUAAUGUAUCACAUCAUGAAAUAGAUCUUGCUAAUCCUACUGGUAACAAGAAAACUGCUGGGUAUUGUUAUAAUUUCUAUUUUAGAUUUACUUAAUAAGAAAGAGAUUAAUUUUCAAAUUAUUUGUAAAAGGGAUGGGUUGAUUCAUUCAGACAUUUACAUCCAAAAGAAGUUAAAUAUAGCUUUUUUAGUGCAAGAAAUAAUUGCAGGUAAUUAAAUAAAUAAUUUUAGAUAAGAAAACAAAGGAUGGAGAUUAGAUUAUUUUAUAAUCAAUAAGGAAGCUUCUGAUGCCAUCAUAGUAUCUGAUAUAAACUUAACUGUUCAUGGUAGUGAUCAUGUUCCUAUUGAGUGUGAAGUAGAUCUAAGAAAAUUAUGAU